AUGACCAGCCUCCUCCCUGCUCUCUGAGGAAACCCCAGGUGAGAUGACCUGUCCCCGGGAAGAAGAGAUGGCGGCUUCUGGAAAACCAUUCGGGGCUCAAGGCUUUGCCUGCAAAGGCAGCACAGAGAAUCAGGCAGCCAGGAUGCCCGACUCGCCGGCUGACGUGAAGACGCAGUCCCGCUCCACACCCCCGAACAUGCCCCCACCAUCACCAGCGGUCUCCCAGGGAGCCACGCGGCACCCCACCUUCACCUCAAACCCCAGCCAACCUGCCCCUGCUGCAGCGGGAGCUUCUCCACUGCGCCCGCAUGGCCAAGCAGAGCCCGGCCCAGUACUUGGCCCAACACGAGCAGCUCCUGCUGGAUGCCAACGCCUCCUCGCCCAUCGACUCCUCGGAGCUGCUGCUGGAGGUCAACGAAGGGGUCAAAAGGCGGACGCCAGACAGGACCAAAGAGAACGGCUUGGACCGCGACUCCCUGCAUCCCGAGCACCUCAGCAAGAGGCCUUGCACCCUGAGCCCUGCCCAGCGGUACAGCCCUAACAAUGGGCUCAGCCACCAGCCCAAUGGGCUGCCCCACCCCACCCCGCCUCCCCCCCAACACUACCGCCUCGAGGACAUGGCUGUGGCCCACCGCUACCGGGACACCUACCGCCCUCCGGAUCCUCGGGACCUUCGGGAGCAUCCCCGGCCAGCAGCCGUCCACAGCUCCCGGCAGGAGGAGGAAGAAGCCGUGAACGAGGUGAAGCGCCAGGCCAUGUCGGAGCUGCAGAAGGCCGUCUCGGACGCGGAGAGGAAGGCGCACGAGCUGAUCACGACGGAGCGGGCCAAGAUGGAGAGGGCCCUGGCCGAAGCCAAGCGCCAAGCCUCCGAGGAUGCUUUGACUGUCAUUAACCAACAAGAGGACUCCAGUGAGAGCUGCUGGAACUGCGGGCGGAAGGCCAGUGAGACCUGCAGCGGAUGCAACACUGCGCGUUACUGCGGCUCCUUCUGCCAGCACAAAGAUUGGGAGAAGCACCACCACGUCUGUGGACAGACCCUCCAGGGCCUCCAGUCUUCCGUAGGGGCGGGCUCUUCCGGCCCGGUUGGGCUGCCCGGACCUCCCGCCCAGCCAGACGGGGUGGCUGUGACCAGCUCCAUCCCCAGCGUGGCCCUGGGAAGCAGCUCGAGCGACCCGGGCUCUGCCACCGUCUCGCGUUCUGGCACACCGGCGACCCCGGCCCCAUUGGACACCACGUCCCGCUAGGCGAGAGACCAAAAGGGAAGGGAAGCAUCACUGCUGCUGCUGCUGCUACCACUGCUCCCCAAACGGGGAAGGCAAAGACAGAAAGAGAAAACUGCAUCCAAUGCAAAUCCUCAGCUACCUGACACGUGUUUGACCUCCAGAGCAACCUCUCACCCUACGACAGAAUCCUCACGAAUCCUCAGACCUGGCUUGAAAUGGAGUUAACGGCAAGCGCCGAGCCUCCUCCGUUCUUCGAAGACGGUGAUGACGAUGGGAGACUCCAUGUCCGACCCACAGGAGGUGGGGGAAUUGAAGGUGGUGGUGGUUGUUUUUCUUUCCUUUUUCUUCUUCUCCUCCUCCUCCUCCUCCUCCUCCUCCUCAGAUGAGGCAUCGGCAGGUCUCCCCCACCUCUUGAGUUGCGGGCAGGGAAGUGAAGGCUCCCGCUGCCUCCUGCGAGAGACGCGUUCAUGGAAAUGAAAAGAACGGAAGCCCCUUCUUUCUGAAAGAGGAAAGGGGGCAGAAGAAGGCAGGGAAAAUGGAUUUCAGUUACAAAAAGCAAGCCUUUUUUUCCCCUCCUUUUUGUAAAAAAAUAAAAAUAGACAAUAAAAACAUCAAACUCUUUUGGCUUUAAGUAAAACAGAAAGAAAGAAAAAAAAAUUCCAAAAAUUACCCGCAGAACCAAGUAAAGGAAGCUUACCUGUAAACUACCUUGCUAGUUAGCCAAGAAAUGCCAUUUUCACCUCUGCUCCAAAGGAAAUCCAAAAGAAAGAAAGAAUCCAAACUUUUUUCCACUGCCAAAGUUUCUCUCCCUUCCUCCC
Molecule: messenger RNA, 2041 nt
Organism: Thamnophis sirtalis
Lineage: Eukaryota; Metazoa; Chordata; Lepidosauria; Squamata; Natricidae
Source: RefSeq, a predicted model, not a curated record